GCGAGUGCUGGUAGAGACCUUCUGCAAAGGUGAAUUGGCUUCGCCUGAGUUUCUUAGCGCACAGGAAGAGCACGUGCGAGAUAUUUUGGCCCAUAAGGGCCUGAACACAUGGUGCAAGAUGCUUUUGCAUGAUAACUUUGUGCAUGGAGACAUGCACCCUGGCAAUAUCCUUGUUGACAUUUCUGACCCCCAUGAUCCGCGCGUGUCGCUUAUUGACGUUGGACUGUGCCAACACAUUACUCCAGAAGAGGCCGUCGUCACACACGACCUGAUGGAGUCCUUUGUUCGGUGGAAGGCAGAUUUUUGUUGUUCCUCUUUGCUACGGAUGAGUAAGACGCAGAAGUUUGUGAACAAGAAGAAGUUUGAGAAGGAGGUGGAAUGGCUCUUUGAACACUGGCGUCCAAAGAAGUCCUCGGAUUUUGCGGUAAGCAAUAUCUUGCAGUCCAUAUUUGAGUGUAUUCGCGAGAACCGCGUUCAAAUGGACCCCCCAUUUGUCUCACUUCUUUUCUCUGUUCUCGUGCUGGAGUCGUUUAUUAUGAACCUCAACCCAGAGUUCAACAUGGUGCGGCACGCCGCUCCGUGGUUAGUGGGCGAGGGCCAUAUAUCGUACGGCCUGGCAAAGAACAUUUUGCUGACGCGACUCGAUGUCUUGAAACAAGACCUCGGCGUCCUGCGCAGCCGUGUGAGAGGCGGCGUGCUCGGUAACUUGGCGCAGAAAGAAAGCAGUCGCAUGAUGACAAGCGAAUGA
Molecule: messenger RNA, 748 nt
Organism: Trypanosoma cruzi
Lineage: Eukaryota; Euglenozoa; Kinetoplastea; Trypanosomatida; Trypanosomatidae
Exons: 1
Source: RefSeq, a predicted model, not a curated record